AUGCUGGCGAUAACGAUAAUUAUUAGUUUGAUUAUAUGCGUUAUUUUUAUUAGAAAUAAACCAAAGUCAACUAAGAAUAGUAUAGCGUUCUUUCACCCCUAUUGUAAUGCAGGUGGUGGUGGUGAGAGAGUUCUAUGGACAGCAAUAUAUGGUAUACAGCAAUCUCAACCAUCCGCCCGUAUAUUUAUUUACACUGGCGAUAGUGAAUCAAAGGAAACACUGUUGUCUAAUGUGAAAAAUAAAAUGUCCAUCGAACUUAAUAAAAAUACCAUAGAAUUCAUCAGACUUCGUUGUCGUUCAUUAGUUGACGAUAAAUCUUGGCCGUAUUUCACUUUACUAGGACAAGCAAUUGGUAGUAUAUUACUCAUAUUAGAAGCUAUGUAUCGUUGCAAUGGAUCCGCAGUAUUCAUAGAUACGAUGGGAUACGCGUUCACUUAUCCAAUAGUAAGAUUAAUCAAUUGGAACACCCGUAUAAUCGCCUACACGCAUUAUCCUACAAUAUCUACAGAUAUGGUAUCGAGAGUCGAACAUCGUUAUGAAAACGUUACGAACUCGCAAGCAAUAGCUUCGUCGAAGUUACUCAGCAGGGGCAAGCUUUUCUACUAUAAAGCUCUUAUUCGCGCAUACACAUCCUGUUUGAAAGUUUGCGAUGUCAACAUGGCAAAUUCGAGUUGGACAGCGAACCAUUUGCGUAAACUGAUCAAACGAGAUGUCAAGAUUGUCUAUCCGCCUUGUGACACAGUCGCAUUGAGGGAGUUUCCUUUAGGUGGCAGACAGAAAACUAUUCUUUGCGUUGCACAAUUUAGACCAGAGAAGGCACAUGCAACUCAAAUUGAAGCAUUGAAAGAACUUCAAGAAUCAAAUAGUGUCCACAAGAAUGCAAAGCUCAUUCUCUUAGGAAGUGCACGUAAUCAAGAUGAUUUAAAGAGAGUAGAGACACUGAAAGCGUUAGCUAAAUCAUUGGGUGUGGAAUCUAACGUACAAUUCAUUGUUAAUGCAUCUUUCGAUGAUCUGCUUUAUAAUCUAUCAACUGCAAGUAUCGGUAUCAACACAAUGAUAGAUGAACAUUUUGGCAUUAAUGUUGUUGAAUAUAUGGCUGCUGGCUUAAUACCACUCGCACACGCAUCUGCUGGUCCUUUACUUGACAUAAUUGUAGAUUACAAUGGAGAGAGAACAGGAUAUCAUGGACGUGAUGUUAAGGAUUUUGCUCAACGUAUUGAUGAAAUAUUCAGUUUGGACUCAAACAAGGACCUUGAAAUGAGACAAAGAGCGCGGAAUUCUGUAGUAGAAAGACUAUCAGAUAAGAAAUUCAAUGAAGACUUUCUUCAAGUCUUACCUUAA
Molecule: messenger RNA, 1341 nt
Organism: Wallemia mellicola CBS 633.66
Lineage: Eukaryota; Fungi; Basidiomycota; Wallemiomycetes; Wallemiales; Wallemiaceae
Product: UDP-Glycosyltransferase/glycogen phosphorylase
Exons: 10
Coding region: 1-1341 (446 amino acids)
Biological process (GO): protein N-linked glycosylation
Cellular component (GO): endoplasmic reticulum membrane
Molecular function (GO): GDP-Man:Man(3)GlcNAc(2)-PP-Dol alpha-1,2-mannosyltransferase activity
Source: RefSeq, a predicted model, not a curated record